Messenger RNA from Ostrea edulis (European flat oyster), 1745 nucleotides. RefSeq lists its product as uncharacterized. Bases 956 to 1627 code for a protein of 223 amino acids. The transcript is spliced from 4 exons. Lineage: Eukaryota; Metazoa; Mollusca; Bivalvia; Ostreida; Ostreidae. The record is from RefSeq and is a predicted model, not a curated record.
UUAGAAGGUCCAAUCGCCAUGUUUUCAAUACAUUUUACGCCAAUUGUUUUCUUCACAAAUUCAUUUGAAAUUUCAAUCGCAAAAGAAUUAAGAACUUUAUAUAAUUGAACAGAAUUCAAAAUCACCCAAAAUGCAUUUCUGCACUGAAUUCAAAACACAAGUUUUAUCUCAUUUGCAUAUGCUGGCGACCAGAAAACCUUCCCUUUAUGAUGAUGUAGUAUUUAUAAUUUAGGAUUAUUUAUCUCGUGCGUUUAUAACAGGAACAACAACAAACUCAGGAUGUACAAGAGUGUUCUUUUAUGCUCUGUUAUCCUAUUGCAGGGCCACGCCGUAAUGUUUCCGGAUGUGCAGAAAGUGGGGCCGAUCCUAUCAUCCCACAGGCAAUUGCAUCGCUUGGGGUCGAAUUUACUAUAUAAAGAGUUAGUAAAUUCGACCCCAAGCGAUGCAGUUGCCUGUGUAUCAUCCUAACUAAAACAAAUAACAUUGAAAAAGAAACUCAAAGUGCACUCAAUUAUAUAUACCCGUCUGUUUUAGUCCGUUUAAAAGGCGAGCAGACGACAUUUCCUGUUGACAGUUUAACCAUAGGUAUUAGUCAAACUAAUCACGAUAAAUAUUAUAUUCCAAAAAUCAGUGAUCAAGAGUUUUUCGUUAAUAAACCAAGUGAAGAAAUUGUUAAUCCUUAAAAUAUCAAACAUGUAAAGAGAUUACUCCUAUGUUGGUGACCAUGCUCUCAGUCGUGGCCGCUUUAACGGCAGAUCGACACUCCAUUAAAAGCCCUCGUCCUCACUUGUAUGAAUAGAACGACAAUUUACAGCUCUUUAAUAAUUACAUAUUCGAAUUUCAUAAGCCUAUUACGAUAAAUCCGCGGCCUUAUGAAGUAAACCAGAAUGGCUAACAUUCAAUUGCUUUGAAAUUAUUAUCUUAGUUUGGCGGAUAGACAUUACACCUAGCAAAAAUGGACCAAAUUGUGGUUAGUGAUGUGUUGGACUACCCCCCGCAAUAUCAACCGCAGCUGCACUCAGAAUUACAAGACAUGGAUCUAAAAAGGCGAGAAACAGAAGAAAUCAGGAAGUCUUUUAAAGAAAAUGGCUCCGUGGGGUUAACACUACGACGCUCAAAAACCCUACCUCCGCUCACACCCAGAAAAGAAAUCACAGAUAAAAUCGGAGCAAAUUCGGAUGGGUCACGCCCCUCUCUACGUAAUAGUAGGCCCAAGACCCCUGAUUAUCCGUGUGUUAUCAAGCGUGUAAACAAAUCUCCACUGAAGAUUGACGCUCUUCUCAGAAGCUCAGAACCCAUUCCUCACUUCAUAGACGGGGCUUCUAAGGAGAUGCCAAGGAAGCAGUACAAAGCCAAAAGCAUCCAGGGCUGGAAAAAUGAAAUUAAAAAAGUGGUACCGCAGAGACCCGCAUUCGCAAUUUCUUCUAAUUGGGUGGCGCCACCUGCCGCAUGGGAUGACAGAGACCAUUACAUCUACUCCCCGAGAAGCAUGUUUUAUACCAACACCAAAUACGUACUUAAUAAAGAUUUCAUUGUCAAUUCGGAGUGGAUCUCUGAAAAAAUGAAAGUGUCAGACAUAUCCCCAGCGUAUCGCACAUGCGCACUCAGAUAUGGAUGGUGCUCAUGAUGUAAUAUGUUUUCAUUUUGCUGCAUAAAUGUUAGGGUUUACAUAUAUAUUGUAUCUUAUAUUGUGGUUUAAAAUAGUUUCUAAGAUUUUUUGUUGAAAUUAAAAUUUUGAAGUUUUU